This is a messenger RNA of Durusdinium trenchii, 315 nucleotides long. Lineage: Eukaryota; Dinophyceae; Suessiales; Symbiodiniaceae. The record is from the annotation of a GenBank genome assembly.
AUGGGCCACGAAUAUGCAGAUGAUGUCCCCAUUGUUGUUCGCCUACGAGGAGAAAUCCUUCGGACGACCUGUUCAACGUCGAAUGGAUCGAAUCGUGUGGAGCGCAAGCGGCAGGAGCGCAUCGCUGAGCUCGAAGCGGUCAUUGAGCGUUCCGUCAGCCUGGCAGAACAGGCACAGCUGCUCGCAAAAGAAAACGAUCAGCUGCGCGCCGAACUGCAUGAUCGAACAGAGCAGCUUCGGAAUGCUCAGAUCUUAGGUGGAACUCAAGGUCGCUCCGAUCCGCUAGCUCCGUCGAAGAGUCGCCAUGGCAGUUGA